CCGAGUCCCCGCGUGCGCGAUGCGGCCGCUCACCGAGGCGGAGACGCGGGCGGUGUUCGAGAAGCUCGGGCGAUACAUCGGCGAGAACAUCCAGCUGCUGGUGGACCGGCCUGAUGGCACCUACUGCUUCCGCUUGCACCGCGACCGCGUCUACUACCUGAGCGAGAAGCUGCUGAAGGUGGCAGCCAGCAUCCCCCGGGAGAGCCUGGUGUCUCUGGGCACCUGCUUCGGGAAGUUCACCAAGUCGCAGAAGUUCCGGCUCAGCGUCACGGCCCUGGACUUUCUCGCCCCCUACGCCAAGUACAAGGUGUGGGUGAAGCCCGGCUCCGAGCAGUCCUUCCUCUACGGCAACCACGUCCUGAAGUCAGGCCUGGGCCGCAUCACGGAGAACACGGCGCAGUACCAGGGCGUGGUGGUGUUCUCCAUGGCCGACGUCCCGCUGGGCUUUGGGGUGGCUGCCAAGUCCACACAAGAGUGCCGGAAGGUGGACCCCAUGGCCAUCGUGGUGUUCCACCAGGCUGACGUUGGGGAAUACGUGCGGAAUGAGGACACGCUGACCUAAGGGAACCCCAGUGCUCUGGAGACAUGAGCAUUCCUGGACAGAAUGGACCUUGUCCUGCACCCUCAGUGCAGCAGCAGCACAGGGAGCUGCAGAGAGCCUACCCCAAGCAGGAUGGGGGGCUGGGAGCUGCUGACACAGAGCCUGACACCCUGGGGGGUGCUUCCAAGGCAAGGAGGGGCUGCCCCUGUGCCCACCCUGCCCUCACAUAAAGCCUGUUCUUUCUCCAA
Molecule: messenger RNA, 789 nt
Organism: Apus apus (common swift)
Lineage: Eukaryota; Metazoa; Chordata; Aves; Apodiformes; Apodidae
Gene: NIP7
Product: nucleolar pre-rRNA processing protein NIP7
Exons: 5
Coding region: 20-562 (180 amino acids)
Biological process (GO): ribosome assembly; ribosomal large subunit biogenesis
Cellular component (GO): nucleus; preribosome, large subunit precursor; nucleolus
Molecular function (GO): RNA binding
Source: RefSeq, a predicted model, not a curated record